Molecule: messenger RNA, 581 nt
Organism: Teleopsis dalmanni
Lineage: Eukaryota; Metazoa; Arthropoda; Insecta; Diptera; Diopsidae
Gene: Sf3b6
Product: splicing factor 3B subunit 6
Exons: 3
Coding region: 169-534 (121 amino acids)
Cellular component (GO): cytoplasm; ribonucleoprotein complex; nucleus
Molecular function (GO): mRNA binding
Source: RefSeq, a predicted model, not a curated record
AGGUAUAAAUUUUGGAAAUAGUCUUCUUGUUUAUUGGACGAAUUUUACUCGUUGUUUGUAUUUUGUAGACUUGCUUUCCAGACAACAAAGGAUAAUUUUAUUGAAGCAGACAUAAAGGAUCAGUUAUAUUUGUGGUCUUGAAUAGGAAGGUUCUAAUAUAAUUCAAAUAUGAAUAAGCGUAACAACAUUCGUUUACCCCCUGAAGUUAAUCGACUUUUGUAUGUGCGUAAUUUACCAUAUAAAAUUACUUCAGAUGAAAUGUAUGAUAUUUUUGGAAAGUUUGGUGCAAUACGUCAAAUUAGAGUUGGGAAUACACCAGAGACACGUGGUACCGCCUUUGUUGUCUACGAGGAUAUAUUUGACGCAAAAAAUGCUUGUGACCAUUUGUCUGGUUUUAACGUUUGUAAUCGCUAUCUUGUCGUUCUAUACUAUCAAUCAAAUAAAGCCUUCAAGCGUCUGGAUGUGGACAAAAAACAGGAGGAAAUUAAUAAUAUAAAAACAAAGUAUAAUUUAAAAACUCCGGAGGCUCCCUAAAAAUUGAGAUGUGAAAGUAGUGUGGGGAGCCAGACAACAUGUAGACA